AUGGACGUGCAGGAGAUAAUAACACACACGGCAGACAUCACGCUGGACGACGAAGAACAAGGUGUCCGGUUCGAGGAUGAAGAUCUCGGCGUCCAAGCCCUACCGGCGUCGAAGGAAACCUGGACCAUUGUUGGCCGGUUUUUGACAGAUCGGAUUCUCAAGACCGAGGUGAUGAAGCGUGUUAUGGCUUCGGCUUGGAAGCCUCUGAUGGGUAUUGAGAUAACGGAUGUGCAGCCCAAUUUGUUCUUGUUCACCUUCUUUGAUAAACUGGACAUGAAACGAGUUAUGGAUGAGGGACCUUGGGCAUUUGAGAAUGCGACGCUGCUAUGCCAAGUCCUGAACGAUGGUGAAGAUCCACUACAGGUUAGUCUAAACACUGUGGACUUAUGGGUACAGGUUUCGGACAUCCCCCAGGGAUACCGUACGGUUAAAGUGUUGGAAAGAAUUGGAGACUAUGUUGGGGUUUUCUUGCGCUAUGAUGAACGAAAUUUUGAGAGACAGUGGACUUCCUUCUAUAGAGUUAGAGUCACCCAUGAUGUCUCAAACCCCUUAAAGCGGCGGAUGAAGAUGAUUCUGAGAGAUGGCUCGCCGUUCGUUGUUGAGGCCGGAACAGUAUCCGUUUGGUGUGUCGAUGAGGGCGGGGGGUACGAGUCCGGCGAAGGUGUUGGGGGAAAAAUGGUUUCAACUAGGCCAAGAGAGGAGGCGUGA
Molecule: messenger RNA, 708 nt
Organism: Ipomoea nil (Japanese morning glory)
Lineage: Eukaryota; Viridiplantae; Streptophyta; Magnoliopsida; Solanales; Convolvulaceae
Exons: 2
Coding region: 1-708 (235 amino acids)
Source: RefSeq, a predicted model, not a curated record